AUGGCAUCCCGCACCCAGACUCUGCGGGACCGUCAGAUAGCUUCUAUUGAACGCAUACUGAGCCUGAACCACGACCACGAAUCUAUCUCAAAUGGCGAUGUCACAGCCAGUCCUCCAGCUGCCUCACUUCUCAACGAGAAUGGGGAACCAAUAUGGAAGGUUCUUGUGUUUGACAAUCUUGGACGAGACAUAAUCAGCAGUGUCCUACGCGUCAAUGAUCUGCGGAGUAAGGGAGUAACAAUACAUCUAAACAUAAACUCACCUCGCUAUCCCAUACCAGACGUGCCUGUCCUGUAUCUCGUCGAACCCACCCCCGUCAAUAUCCAGCUCAUAUGCUCUGACCUUGCCCGCGGCCUCUACUCUCCAGCCUAUGUCAACUUCAUCUCCUCGAUAUCUCGGCCACUCCUGGAAGAAUUUGCCGCUCAGAUCGCAUCCACAAAUACAGCAGAUUCCAUCGCCCAAGUGUACGACCAAUACCUGAAUUUUGUUGUCGCUGAACCCGACUUGUUCAGUUUGGCAAUGGGAAAAGAGUCGUAUUGGACCUUUAAUAGUGCCAAAGCAGAGGCUGAGGCCCAGGAUGCAGCCAUAGACAGGAUUGUGAGUGGGCUGUUCAGCGUCAGCGUCACAAUGGGAUCGGUGCCCAUUAUACGAUGCCCUCAGACAGAGCUGGCUAAGAUGAUCGCCACCAAGCUGGACAGGAAACUAAGAGAUCAUGUCCUCAACUCGAAAGAUAACUUGUUCUCGUCAAAAGGCUCCGCAGCCAAUCUAUACUCUGCACCCUCACGACCUGUUCUGAUAAUUCUUGACCGGAACAUCGACCUGGUUCCGAUGCUAUCUCAUUCAUGGACAUACCAGUCCUUGGUACAUGAUGUCCUGAAAAUGCACCUCAACCGAAUCACGGUGGACGUUGCCGACGAAGGAGAUCCGACCACAAAGCCCCGAGCUUAUGACCUUAACGCGAGCGAUUUUUUCUGGGCGCGCAAUGCAAGCGCUCCCUUUCCACAAGUCGCAGAAGACAUCGACAAAGAACUCACAAAGUACAAGACGGACGCGGAGGAGGUGACGAGGAAAACAGGCGUGAAUAGCAUCGAAGAUCUCAACGACAGCUCAGCCUCCGCAGCUCACUUGAAAGCAGCAAUAACACUGUUGCCCGAGUUGCGAGAGCGCAAAGCAACGCUGGACAUGCACAUGAACAUCGCGACCGCACUUCUCAAGGGCAUCAAGGACCGCCAACUUGACAACUUCUUCCAGUUGGAAGAGACCAUCACCAAACAAACUGCUGACCAAAUGCUCAGUCUCAUCAAGUCGGACGAUAAGGGCAACAACCCGUUAGACAAGCUGAGAAUAUUUAUCAUCUGGUACCUUAGCGUCGAUAGGGAGCCCUCAAAAUCCGAGCUAUCAGAAUUCGAGUCUGCACUCACGGCUGCUGGCGUAGGCGAUGCCGUGACGGCAAUAAAACACAUCUCCAACGUACGUCUGGAGACGCGAGGGACAAUGAUGAGCUCCACAGCACCAUCUCAGCAACAGCCGUCAUCCCAGGCGCCAUUAUUUGGCGGCCUCUCCUCACUCUCCAAGAAUUUCACCGAAAAGCUCUCCUCCACAGCUCUCGGGAACACAUUUAGCAACGUCAACCUCGAAGCUCUCGUGUCCGGAGUCAAAAACUUUCUCCCCGCGAACAGGGAUCUAACGGUGACCAAGAUCGUAGAGUCGAUCAUGGACCCGCCCGCCGCGAGUUCCAGUGCGAUCGCCAUGACGGAGGGAUAUCUAUAUUUUGAUCCGAGGAGUGCACAUGCUAGAGGUAUACCUGGGACAGCGAGCGGCUCGACUCCGCCGUCGAGAGACAGCAAGGGAGGUCCCGCUAGCCAGUCCGGGGGUGCAGGUGUGAAUCCCAGCUUUGGCCAAAGGAGACAAGGAUAUACAGAGGCAAUUGUCUUCACUGUGGGAGGAGGCAGUAUGGACGAGUACGGCAAUCUGCAGGACUGGGUCAAGAGGACGAGCGGCUUAGGAGCCACCGGGGGGUCAGGAGUCGGCGCCAAUGCUCCUCGGGCGAGGAGGGUCGUCUACGGGAGCACCGAACUGGUCAAUGGCGAGGACUUUUUGUCCGAGUUGGUGAGACUGGGCCAGGAACUCUAG
Fonsecaea nubica is the source of this 2133-nucleotide messenger RNA. RefSeq lists its product as hypothetical. Gene Ontology annotation, molecular function: syntaxin binding. The transcript has 3 exons. Gene Ontology annotation, biological process: intracellular protein transport; endoplasmic reticulum to Golgi vesicle-mediated transport. NCBI's taxonomy places the organism in Eukaryota, Fungi, Ascomycota, Eurotiomycetes, Chaetothyriales, Herpotrichiellaceae. Gene Ontology annotation, cellular component: cytosol; Golgi membrane. The record is from RefSeq and is a predicted model, not a curated record. Bases 1 to 2133 code for a protein of 710 amino acids.